Messenger RNA from Symbiodinium sp. CCMP2456, 378 nucleotides. The record is from the annotation of a GenBank genome assembly. Lineage: Eukaryota; Dinophyceae; Suessiales; Symbiodiniaceae.
AUGAGCUGCUUGACGUUGGUCGGCAGGCAUGCUCGAACGGGCCACGGCCACAUCGGCAAGGUCCAGCAGGCUUCCUACCAGGGCUUGGCUGAAAACCUUGCUGCGUUUUACGCCAAGGCUGGACGACGUGGUCUGGAGAGCACGAAUGCACCCUCAGUUCUUCUUCGGGGCCAGCCCAUGUCCCUGCGCCAUGCCAUCAAGCAACUGGUUCCGCCAGACAUGGUUGUGCAGAUGCGGACGGCCGUACCCUGGACGACUAUGGGGCUUCUUGUAACAGCACGCAGGAUAGGCUCCCAAUCCUGCAUCACAGCGACGAGGGGCGUAAGACUCCAGACAUGUGCCACAGGUACCUGUGUCGCUUGGCCCACAGUGCAGUAG